CACCCGUUUUCUGCGGCUACCCUUCAUCGCCAACGGAUAAGAUCACGUCUUCUCACCACAUAAUUAGAUCCAACGGCCAGUAUAAUCUAUCUACACGUGUCGCAAUCAUAUCUGUUAAUAAUCACAACUCUCCCUGUCUCUCUCUCUCUACAGCAACAAUAAGCUCCUGUCAAAGCCAAUGGCUUUCCAGAUCUAAAUUGUCUCAGAUUCUCUGUUCUUCGCAUUUGCGAGUCUGCAAUAGCUCUGCGAUACGGUGCCGUUUCCUGAGACCAGAGCGGAGUUUGAGCGAAGAAAGAAGAGGAAGUAUAGAUGUUGAGAAUGGCGAAUUCGUUUCCGGAGGAGGUGCUGGAGCAUGUGUUCUCGUUUAUACAGUCGGACAAGGACAGGAAUUCGGUGUCUUUGGUUUGCAAGUCGUGGUACGAGAUAGAGAGAUGGUGUAGGAGGAGGGUUUUCGUCGGGAACUGCUACUCGGUGAGCCCUGGGAUUGUAAUCAGGCGAUUCCCGGACGUCAGAUCGGUUGAGCUUAAGGGGAAGCCGCAUUUUGCGGACUUUAAUCUGGUGCCGGACGGCUGGGGAGCUUAUGUUUAUCCAUGGAUCGCUGCCAUGGGCUCCGCGUACCCCUUCCUCGAGGAGAUCAGGCUUAAGCGGAUGGUGGUCACCGAUGAAGCCCUUGAACUCAUUGCUAAGUCCUUUAAGAAUUUCGAAGUUCUUGUCCUUUCCUCUUGUGAGGGGUUCUCUACUGAUGGUCUCGCGGCCAUUGCUGCCAAUUGCAGGAAUUUGAGAGAGUUGGACUUGCGAGAGAGUGAGGUGGAUGAUCUUAGUGGCCAUUGGUUGAGCCAUUUUCCCGAUACAUUCACGUCACUGGUGUCUCUUAACAUUUCGUGUUUAGGCUCUGAGGUAAACUUCUCAGCCUUAGAGCGACUGGUUGGUCGGUGCCCCAACUUGAAGACCCUCAGGCUCAAUCGAGCAGUGCCACUAGAGAAGCUCUCCAGCUUGCUUACACGUGCUCCUCGGCUGGUUGAAUUUGGCACAGGUGCAUGCUCAGCUGAGGUGCGGUCUGAUGAUUUUUCUAACCUGGCAGGGUCUUUCUCUAACUGCAAGGAAUUAAAGAGCCUGUCUGGGUUUUGGGAUGUUCUCCCUACUUACCUUCCGGCUUUUUAUCCUGUUUGCUCUGAUCUCACAUCCUUGAAUUUGAGCUACGCCACAAUUCAUAGUCCUGAUCUUAUCAAGCUCAUUAGCCAAUGUCCGAGUUUGCAGCGCCUUUGGGUGCUCGACUACAUUGAAGAUGCUGGACUUGAGGCUGUUGCAGCAUGUUGCAAGGACCUACGUGAACUGCGUGUGUUCCCUUCAGACCCGUUUGUUGAUGUCCCAAAUGUAUCCUUGACGGAACAGGGCCUUGUAUCCAUUUCCUUUGGCUGCACCAAGCUCGAGUCAGUUCUAUACUUCUGCCGCCGAAUGAGUAAUAGUGCAUUGGUUACCAUUGCCAGAAACCGUCCAAACUUUAUACGUUUUCGUCUUUGUAUUAUUGAACCACAUACACCAGAUUACCUAACGCUUGAGCCGCUUGAUGUGGGUUUUGGUGCUAUUGUUGAGCACUGCAAGGAUCUCCGGCGUCUUUCCCUCUCAGGUCUUCUUACUGAUCGUGUGUUCGAGUAUAUUGGGACAUAUGCUAAAAAGCUGGAAAUGCUGUCUGUGGCCUUUGCUGGAGAUAGUGAUUUGGGACUCCACCAUGUGUUGUCUGGAUGUGAAAGCCUCCGAAAACUAGAGAUAAGGGACUGUCCAUUUGGUGACAAGGCCUUAUUGGCCAAUGCUGGAAAGCUGGAGACAAUGCGAUCCCUUUGGAUGUCAUCGUGCUCAGUAAGUUUCGGAGCAUGUAAGUUCCUAGGUCAAAAGAUGCCUAGGCUUAAUGUUGAAGUUAUUGACGAGAGGGGACCUCCAGAUUCAAGACCUGAAAGCUGUCCUGUAGAGAAGCUUUAUAUUUAUAGGACUGUUACUGGGCCGAGGUUAGACAUGCCCGAUUUUGUUUGGAUGAUGGAUGAAGAUUCUGCAUCGAGGCUCUCUUGACAGAUCUUUCAGUUGCUGAAGCGCACUUGCAUCUUUCCCCACUGGAACAGAAAUGGAUAUAUCAGGUAUAUGCUCCUUAUGCUACUCAUUGUUUGACAUUUAAUUUAUGUAGCUUGAUACUAUAUCGAGGUCCUGAUUGGAACGGGUACGUGGUAUGGAGGAGGGGGUAUACAGAGAUUCAAGAGCUCAAUUGCCAUUUCUUUUACACUUGGCUGAGCUAUGGGAUAUCAUUACUCGAUUAAUAAAGCAAUGGAAAUUCUUAUUCCUUACCGACGUUGAGCUGUAACUAAUUCAUAGCAUAGCCACCAUGUACACUAUUUGCAGAUUUUUGCACCUUUAUGCACUUUCUUAAAAACCUCCACGGAAGCUUGUUUUUUUUGGACUUGAUUGUCAUUAUAUUUUUAUCCUAUGUUGAUGAAUAAGAUAUUCUCAUAUUCAGCAAA
Molecule: messenger RNA, 2507 nt
Organism: Tripterygium wilfordii
Lineage: Eukaryota; Viridiplantae; Streptophyta; Magnoliopsida; Celastrales; Celastraceae
Product: protein TRANSPORT INHIBITOR RESPONSE 1-like
Exons: 3
Coding region: 310-2064 (584 amino acids)
Biological process (GO): SCF-dependent proteasomal ubiquitin-dependent protein catabolic process
Cellular component (GO): SCF ubiquitin ligase complex
Molecular function (GO): protein binding
Source: RefSeq, a predicted model, not a curated record